AUGGGGCCGUUGUCCCCGGGGGAGGUCCUGCUCCGGUGGGACGUCGCCCUCCUGCUGCUGGCGGUGGGAGGCUCCGGCUCCUCCUCCGCCCACUCCCUGCGCUACUUCUACACGGCCCUGUCUGACCCCAGCCAGGGGCUGUCCUUCUUCAAUCAGGUGGGCUACGUGGAUGACCAGCCCAUCACUCGCUAUGACAGCAGCAUCCAGAAGAUGUUGCCCGUAGCCCCCUGGAUGGAAAAGGUGGAGGACUAUGAGUCGGGGUACUGGGAAAGGACUAGCAGGACAUUGCGGAUGACAGACGUUGUCUUCAGAAAAAGCUUGGAGAUCCUGCAGAAUCGCUACAACCAGAGCCAUGGAGGGCUCCACACCCUGCAGUGGAUGUCUGGCUGUGAGGUGGGGCCGGACGGGCGGCUCAGCAGGGGGCUUUACCAGUAUGCCUACGAUGGGGAGGACUUCAUCGCCCUCGACAGGGAGACCCUCACCUGGACGGCCCGCGUCCCCCAGGCCCUGGAGACCAAGCGCAGGUGGGAGGCCGAAACCUAUUGGGCCCAGCGCUUCAACGACUACUUGGAAGGGGAAUGCAUGGAAUCACUGCAGAAGUACCUGGCCUAUGGCAAGGAGGCCCUGCAGAGAAGAGAGGCCCCAGUGUGGAGGGUGACACGCAAGAAGGGCCACGAUGGCCAGGAGACCCUCUUCUGCCAGCUCUACGGCUUCUACCCCAAGGAGAUCGAGGUCACCUGGAUGAAGGACGGGGAGGACCGGAGGCCGGAGACCCUGACGGGGGGUGUCGUCCCCAACUCAGACGGAACCUACCACACCUGGCUCAGCAUCGAGGUGGACCCCAAGGAAAGGGACUGCUACUGGUGCCGGGUGGGACACGACAGCCUGCCAGAGCCCCUGGACUUGGCCUGGGAGGACCCAGCAUCCAACGGGGGGCUCAUUCUGGACAUCCUUGCUGUUAUCCUGGCUACUGCCACUGUCAUGGGGGCUUGGCUCAUCUUCUACAUGAGUAAGUAA
This is a messenger RNA of Heteronotia binoei (common prickly gecko), 1017 nucleotides long. RefSeq names its product H-2 class I histocompatibility antigen, Q9 alpha chain-like. Lineage: Eukaryota; Metazoa; Chordata; Lepidosauria; Squamata; Gekkonidae. Gene Ontology annotation, cellular component: external side of plasma membrane. The transcript is spliced from 5 exons. The record is from RefSeq and is a predicted model, not a curated record. The coding region runs from base 1 to 1017 and encodes 338 amino acids. Gene Ontology annotation, biological process: immune response.